UCAGCUGGUUGAUAAAAAGAAAAAAGCCGCUACCACAGGAAGAGACGGACAGCGGCUGCAGGAGUGAGUUGAACCGGCGCAAUGGAGGUAACGAGGUGGCCCCUCAGUUUGUUCGUGGUGACUCUCAGCAUCGAGGCGUCUUACAGUUUAGUGGAGGGCUUGGAAUCCACACAGAAAUAUGACUACACCAAAUAUCACCCCAUGGAUGAGAUAUACAGUUGGAUGGAAGAUGUGCAGCGCGGGAAUCCACAGCUGGUCUCCUCUGCUGUCUAUGGACACACCUCUGAAGGGAGAAACAUCUCCCUGCUGAAGUUGGGACUGGAACACCCGGAGGGCAGCGAGAAGAAGGCCGUGUGGGUGGACUGCGGCAUCCACGCCCGGGAGUGGAUCUCGCCCGCCUUCUGCCAGUGGUUCGUCAAAGAGAUUGUCAACUCGUGUCGCACCGACGGGAAGAUGCGGCGGAUGCUGCAGAACCUCGACGUCUACGUCACCCCCGUGAUCAACGUGGACGGAUACGUGUUCUCCUGGGCCACAGAUACCACCCGUCGGUGGAGAAAGUCUCGCUCGACCCCUCCGCCGGGCGGCAGCUGCUACGGCGUUGACCUCAACAGGAACUUCAACGCCAACUGGGGCACGGUCGGGGUGUCGUUUGACAGUUGUGCUAACAACUACUGCGGGAAAUCAGCAGGCUCAGAACCAGAGGCUCAAGCUGUGAUGGACUUUGUUGGUGGGAUGGUGAACCGCACUGUGUGUUUCCUCACCAUCCACUCCGCUGGGCAGCUCGUCCUCUUGCCUUACGGCCACCCUGAGAUCUCUGCGCCCAACUACGCUGAGCUGGUUUCAGUCGGUGAGGCAGCCGCAUCAGAAAUGAAGAAGGUGCACGGAAUGGACUACACUGUGGGAACAUCCCCACAACUCCUCUAUCCAAACUCCGGCUCCAGCCGCGACUGGGCUCGUCUCGUUGGCGUCCCGUUCUCCUACACCUUUGAGCUGAGGGACAAAGUCGAGUUCAGAUACCUGCUGCCAGAGGAGCAGAUCCAGCCGGCCUGCGAGGAGGCCUACGCGGGGGUUCUGUCCAUCAUCGCACACGCUCACGACAAGACCUUCCCGUACGCUGCCGGGUCCGGGCCCGCUGUGGUGGGGUCCGUGUUACUCACCAAGAGAGGACCUGGUGUGGAACGAUAGAAAGGUUGUUCCACAACCUGUUAGACGAGGGAGUCUAUUGGAUACAUGUAGGCUUUCUGACUGAGGCAUUUAAGCGAAUUCUGUAAUUAGUGCUCGGUAGUGACAUUCAUAGGUCACGAGAACAAAAGCUGGGGAUGUAAUUCCUCUUUAAAGCAGCAGGGGGCAAUGUUGUCCCGUUCAAGCCACCGGCUUCCUGCCUUCUUUCUUUACUUGUGUUUAUCAUCCAUUGUUCACCAUGUAUGAGAAUGCUUGUUUUGUCAUUACAUCCCACUCUCUUCAA
Gasterosteus aculeatus aculeatus (three-spined stickleback) is the source of this 1465-nucleotide messenger RNA. The record is from RefSeq and is a predicted model, not a curated record. Lineage: Eukaryota; Metazoa; Chordata; Actinopteri; Perciformes; Gasterosteidae.